UGGGGAGGCUAUUUUGCAGGUGGUCCCUCCUUGGACAGGCAGCAUCAGUCAAACGGACAUCAGUCAAACGGACCCAAGGCUUAAAUACGAGCAACAACAAGGAGAGCUCUGUACGUAGACGAGCCAUGCCGGGGGCGACGGCCGCAGGUUCUCCGUCCAAGUACAUCACUGCAGCCCUGGCUGACCUUUUCUCGUGCAUCGGGGGCGGAGACAUCGUGAGCGCCAAGGCCUUGCUGGAGGGGAAGCACAAGAACGACAAGGAGGUCUUACUCUCCGCUACCAAUCCCGCCGGCAUCACGCUGCUGCAGCAUGCGUGCCAUUCCGGACAAGCUGGUGGGGUGAAUAUGCUCCUCGAGAAGGGAGCCGACCCGAACUGGACUUCGACUAAGGGGUCGACUCCUCUCCACUUCGCCUGCAACAAUGGACACUUUGAUUGCGCCGAGGCGUUGCUGAGGGCGGGGGUGGAUGUGGAUGCAGGGAACGCUAACGGGACCACUCCACUCAUCAUCGCGGCCUUCGGGGCGCACGCCAGCUGUGUCAGGCUCCUCCUAGAGCACGAUGCGGACCCGAACGUGCGCGACAAGCUGGGGCGAAGAGCAGGCGACAGCCUAUGUGGGACUAUCAACGCUGUCAGCGGGAGGGUUGGGGUUGGGGUCGGGGGAAGAAGCGGUAGUUCGGCGGGAGGAGGUGGGGCUGCUACUUUGAGUAGCGGUGGCGCUACGCAGGGGAGUAAGACGGAAAACGAGCCCUUCUCGGAGACACGGUCGCUGUUAGCCGUGGCGAGGGCGCAGCGGUCGACGAGGAGAGGCCGGAGCGAUUGGACCGCCUCGUCAUCAACGACGUCCACCGCUUGUGUUGACAUCAAGCGGCGUGAUGCAGCUCGUGGCAGUGCUGUCGGCGGCAACGCUAUAUGUACUCAUGGAGGCACGGCGGGGGGGCUGUGUGCUAGCGCUGGUGCCGGGAGCGCGAGACAUGUCGAUCCAGGACCAGAUGGCUCGGAGAGGUCACCGACGCUCGCGACGGCGGCCGAGGGAGCGGGUAAGGAUGCGCGCUUGCCGUCAGCAAAGCUACCGCCUCCGUCAGGCCUCGUCGCCGGCAAACCGUCCGGGGAUAUCGUUGGACACAGCAGGUGCUUCAGCAGCACGGGCACCUCCACCAGCGUCAGCGGCGAUGGCAACGGCCACGGUAGCUCCGGCAGCGGCAGUGCUUGCAAUGGAGCGGCCCAACGGACGAUACCUUUGUCGCCAGCGAACACAACAGCGAAGGAUUCAGUGCCGUCAGUGUUGGCCGCAGCAGCAGCGGCAGCGUCGAGACCUACGCCGACGGUAGCGGGUGCUGCCUCCUUUUCGGGCGAAGCUACUCCUCCCACGCUAGCGAAUUCCCCAAGGACGACUCCGAUGCCGUCGCCAGCGCCGUCUCCGCUACGCGCGUCAAAACUAUCGUCGUCGUCGUCGGUGUUGUCGCCUCAGCUGCAGCAGUCCCAGCUGCCAUUACGCGGGUCAUCAACGCCGACGAUCCCGUCACCUUUGGCAGCGUCAGCAGCGACAGAUCCCGAGAGCAAGCGGUCUGCGGACCUGAAGGCGGCGCUGGCGGCUAACGCGGCCAUGAUCCGGUCCAUGCAGGAGGAGGAGAGGGCGUUCUCGGUCCAAAGCGACCUCCUCGAGAGGAGGAGGGGGGAGGCGGGGGCGAGGAGGAAAGGGGCGGAGGAACACGCGGCCCUCUUGCGAGCGCAAGCUGGAGAACUCGCCCGGAAGGAUGCUCCGGGCACUCCCAUCACACCGGUCACGGUAGGAGGAGGACCCAACACUCCUGCUUCAGUGCGAGGCGAUGCCGGUAGCGGACGGUCCCCGGAGCCGCCGCCGGCCCUCAUGCCACUAUCUCCGAUCUCUGUCGGCAACAACAACGCGUCAUCCGUCUUCGACACGCCUACAAGGGGCGCCGCAGCUGGUGAGGGUGAGGGUGGGGGAGGUCCAUCACCGUUCUCGGCCUUGUCGCCCUCGACGGUUUCGCCUGCUGCAUCGCCUGCUACGGCCGCGAUGGCCGUAGCAGACGGGAGCAGUGCCCCGGCCACUCCGACACGCAGGGGAAGUAGGACCAUGCCCCCGGUUCCCGCAUUCACGGAGUCCCCGACGGAGGAGCCGCAGCGGGGACAUGCUGCUGCUGCCCCUGCUGCUGCUGCCCCUGCUGCUGCAGCUGUUCAGGCGGAAGCGGCCGAUUACGGCGGGUCCCCCUCGGUUAUGGAGGACGAGGAAGAGGAGGGGGAACAAGGGGGGGCAAGCGAAGGAGAACAGGCGCGGAAGGCUCUUCCAGAAGCCCGUUCAGGAGCAGCAGCGCCCAGCGCCGCCAGCUCGAGCUCCGGCUACAGUCCCCGCUGCGUACCGCGGUACGGUCUGGCGGCGGCGGCGGCGGCGGCGGCGGUGGCGAUGUCGACUUGGGAGGGGACAUCCGUGACACCAGCGGUCUCUGCCGAACCCCUCAAUCGAACCCCAGUCUCUCCGCCGCCACAAGCAAGCAGCACCAGCAGCAGCACCACCGACAACACCAUCAUCACCAUCGCCAUCAGCAUCAGCAUCAGCGACACGCGGAGCCCGAGGAUACCCACGCUGGGAUGGUGGAAGUGGGCGGGGAUGGCGGCGGCGGCGGCGGCGGCGGCGGUGGGGUGCCGGGGUUCUCGGAGGCUGGCGGAGGUGUUCCAAUGGAAGGCCGAGAGCAUGGGUCAGGCAGCGACGCUAGCACGAGCACGGCGGAGGUGCUGGAGGCGCAGGUGGUCUCGUCGUGUCCAGGAGCUAGAGGCAGAGCUGAGGGCCACCCGGAGGGACAACCGUUCCAGGGACGGUCGUAGCCAGAGGACCCGCACCAACGCCAACAAGCGACAGAGGGCAGGGACGACGUCGCUCUUUCCGCAACGCCUGCAGCACACGGAUGCUGCUACCGACGGCACCCGUGGCAACCACCAUGAGCACCAGGAAGGACGAAACCAGUGCUUCUCGCCGAGAGGGGCGAUAAGGAUAACUAACGUGGCGACAUCGUCUCCCUCCUCGUCGUCGUCGCUCUCCGAUCCCAUGAGCCCUGGCCUGAGGAGCGAGGUUCGGAGGCUCAGAGCGGAGGCUGCCGCUAGGGGAAGAGAACACGCUUCUUUGGCCGCUCAGCACGCUUCCCUCGUGCUUGAGAAGGCCAGACAGGCUGGCGUCCUUCGGAACCGCGUGGCUAGCGCAGAUGGGGAGGUGGAACGGCUGUCGAGAGAGCUUCGAGAGGCACAGGAGAAGCUCGAGGCUCAAGCAAGGGAGGCUGAGGCUUUGCGGCGCCAGGCAGAAGGGCAGGAGGGUCUCCUGCAAAGUCGAUCUCAUGUUCUCGAGCAAGCCUUGGGCAGUCUCGAGAACAUCGGCGUUGCUCUCGCCGAGGAGCGCAGCCUUAACUCACUUAACUCAGCCAGAUCUCGCGACAACGGCCAAGGCAACGGCGACGAUGCGACUACGGCCGCCGGCGCAGCAAAUGGUGCACCGGUCGAUGCUGCCGUCAGCAGCAGCAGCAGCAACACCGGUGGUAGUGGCAGCGGUGGCAGUGCGGAGCAUGAGGGAAUGGCGUCCUCCGUCGAGCAGGACGAAGAAGCGCCGAGUAUGUCGGUAGACGAGCAUGAUGACACCGACGGCGGCAAUGCCAACAACGGCGACAACAGCGGUGGGAACGACAACUCAAACAGCAACGACGGCAUCGCCGGAAGCGGUAGCGAUGCCGCCAGUCUCGAAGGCGCCAGCGGCGACGCCCCAAAUGCCGUCGGCGGGGGGAGCGAUGCCGAUGGUCCGGCUAACGCUAACGGCGACCGAGAGGAGGAGCGUUACCAGGAAGACGGAGGGGCAGGGAGCGUGUCGAUGCGGGACGUUGGGGUGGAAGAGAACGAGGCGGCAGCCGGUGCUGCUGCGGGUGCCCCUGUUGCGUCAGUGACGGCGGCGGGGGCGGGUGAACGGCUGGAGGGCCGGCCGCAAGGUGGUCUUGAGAUGGCCAGGAUUUUCAGCCACCAGCAGAUCGACGCCGCGUGUGCUGGGUUCCCAGACAGCGCCAUCGUGGGCAGGGGGGGCUUCGGGCCUGUGUUUCGGGGCCGUUUCAUGGGGGAGGAUGUGGCCGUCAAGAGGCUAGACGGUUACGGUCUGCAGGGCCUCCCGAAUUUCCUCAAGGAAGUCCAGGUGCUGACCACCUGCCGGCACGAGCACCUGGUGCCCCUUCUCGGCAUCUGCGUGGACCCCACCCCGAUGCUGGUCUAUCCGUUCGUCGGCCAAAGCCUAGCGUGGCACCUCAGGGAGCCACAAAGACGGGCUGCCAUCGGAUGGCGCACGCGCUUGUCCGUGGCGUUGUCCGUCAGCAAAGGGCUCCAGUACCUUCACCAACCGCAGGCGGGGGCGUGGGGCAAGCCUGUCAUCGUCCACCGCGACGUGAAGUCCGAGAACAUCCUCAUGGAUUCUAACCUGCGGGCAAGGCUUUCGGACGUGGGUAUCGCGAGACAACUCGACGGAGCGGGCUCUGAGGCUAGCACCCGCCUCACUAGCCUCAUCGGCACUUGGGGAUACAUCGACCCCGAGUACCAGGAGACGGGCGUUCUCACUCCUGCUUCGGACGUGUACAGCCUCGGUGUUGUCUUCCUCGAGCUCCUCACGGGCCUUCCGGCGCAUUCCGCUCAGCUCAGGCCGUCAUGUCUAGUGGACCGGGUGAACGGUAAGCAGCUGUCAGAGUGCCUGGACUCGGCGUGCUCUUGGCCAGACACCCCUCCCGUGGUGUCCUUCGCGAAGGAGGCUUGGCAGUGCGUCAGCCGGCAAGGGGAUGGUCGCCCUCGCCUGCAGCACCUUAUCGAGCGCAUGGAGCGUCUCGACCUCGGAGACGAUGCAGGCGGCGGCGCGGGCACAGCGGCCGCAGGCAACGGUGACAGCAGCGGCGCCGGGCCCGCCGAAAGCGCACCGAAUGCCUCCGUAUUGGCGACACCGGCACCCAACCCUGCGUCAUCCACGGCGCUCCCUCCGGGGGUGGUGGCCGGACCCGCUUUGCCUGGGUCUUCCAUCGCAGCCUCCGCCGCUGCCGUCGCGGCAGCUUCGGCCGCCGCCACCGCAGCCAGGGCGGCUACCGAGGCGGCUGCGGCGGCGGCAGCGGCAGCGGUCGCGUCGGGAGCUUCGUCGCUGAUGCCGCCGCAGCCGCAGCCGCAGCCGCAACAGGCGGCGCCGCCGUCGCGGCCGUCCCCCGCGGUGGCGGACGCGGUGGCCGCGGUGACGUCGUCGCCGAUGGCCGCUCCGUCGCCUAGCCCGGAGGCUGGGCGGGACUGCAUGAUCUGCGCCUCCGCGCCGGUGCAAACGCGUUUCUUGCCUUGUCGGCACAGCCUUGCGUGUACCUCGUGCGCAUCGCUGCUUAGGGCACGCGGAGACCGCUGCCCGGUGGACCGAGCCAGAAUCAUCGGCUUCGAGACGGGGCAGUUUCAAGUCACGUACACGGGGGACUGAGCGUUCGGUGGGAUAUCGAAGGCCGACAAACGGGAACUGCUUGGAGAACUGGAAGCUACAGCGGCUACGUUGUGGCUGAGGUCGGAGUUCUCCACCGGGUGCCGCUCACAACCGUAGUUAGUUGCGUGAGUUUUUAAGCUCUGUGACGAAACUGGCUCGGGCGAGCGUCGCGGUAUUUUUCUGUUUCGGAGAUCGGUUUGACCGGUUUUGGUGACAGCUUGGUCGUCAGCUAUGUGCCGAGUGAUGCGAUUUCUCGGCUCUCCAUGGAAGCGCAGUUGUUCACGUUGUUUCAUUUGUUCCUUAGACAUGGUUAUCAAGGUGAAAGAGGGACUGCCUAUCUGGUGGUCCAAGGGUAGAGAGUCGUCCGGUCCGUCUCGCAAUGAACCCCCUCAAGGCACGUCGAGGAUCUUGUUGUUGAAGGGAUUUCGUGGCAUGGCUAGACUUAGGGGCUAUGCGUAUGAUUUGGGACGACGUGGCGAUGAUCUCCGCGGAUAACUUUUGCUGCUUCGCGUGCCGGCUGACUUGGACGAGCUAGUAGAGCGAAGUGAGCGGUUCUUCAUUGAUUCAAAAUAGUCGUGUGUUGAAACACCAAGUAUUUUCAGUACCACGGGAGUGCGAGUGCGAGCGAGAACUGCUUAUGGAUGCUGUUGCCAGUUUUUUGGUGCUGUGCCGUGUUGUCUAUUUUCUCAUACCAGCAGGUCGGUUGGAAAUGUUUUGCUCCACUGUUUGUUUUGUUCGAUGUCCUACGUCACGGCUCAGGCACUCCUGUUACUCCUGUUACUCCUGUUCGGCCGUGACUCUAAUUCGCCAACAAUUGCUUCAGUUCUU
Ectocarpus sp. CCAP 1310/34 is the source of this 6308-nucleotide messenger RNA. NCBI's taxonomy places the organism in Eukaryota, Phaeophyceae, Ectocarpales, Ectocarpaceae. The record is from the annotation of a GenBank genome assembly.